Aspergillus ochraceoroseus IBT 24754 is the source of this 1450-nucleotide messenger RNA. Its product is annotated as putative isopropanol dehydrogenase. NCBI's taxonomy places the organism in Eukaryota, Fungi, Ascomycota, Eurotiomycetes, Eurotiales, Aspergillaceae. The record is from RefSeq and is a predicted model, not a curated record. The transcript has a single exon. Bases 59 to 1246 code for a protein of 395 amino acids.
CUAUGUACUCUCAUCCAGCAUGGCAUGCUCCCAAACCCUAACCGCAACGCCCCCCGCAAUGUCUACUACUACAUCAACCUCGAUCCCCGAAACCGCCGCGGCAUUGGUCUUCCUAGCACCGGGGCAGCGACUCCACCACGAAUCGCGAGCGCCUACUCCCCCGGUCACUGCCGGCGCGGCCAUCGUGCGCAUCCUCCGCACCAGCGUCGUAGCCUACCUUCGGUCUGUCUUCGCGGGGGAUGGCACCCGCAGCUACCCGCUCCCGACUCCCAUGGUGCCCGGGAACCACGCCGUCGGCCGGGUCGUCGCCGUCGGGCCUGACGCAACAACCCUGACGGCGGGCCAGCUGGUCUUCGUAGACGUCACCCUCCGCAGCCGCGACGACCCCACCCGGGCCGCUGUAUUUGGCAUCCACGAGGGCUUCGACGACGAAACCCGGCGGCUGAUGCGCGGCGAGUGGCGCGACUCCACCUACGCGCAGUACGCCAAGGUGCCGCUGGAGAAUCUCUUCCCACUAGACGAAACCACCUUGCUCCUCCAGGGCCAGGGCCAGGGCCAGGGCCAGGGACGACGACGACCGUCUCCUUCCUCCCUGGGCUACUCCCUCGACGACCUGGGCUACAUCCCGCGGCUGGCGAUUCCCUACGGCGGGCUGCGGACCCUGGACCUCCAGCCCGGCGAAACGGUGAUCAUCAGCCCGGCAACCGGCAGCUUCGGCAGCGCGGCGGUGUUCCUGGCCGCGGCCAUCGGCGCGCGCGUCAUCGCCUUCGGACGCAACGAGCGCAAACUCGCCCAGUUCGCCCGGGGCCCCUACAGCCAGCGCAUCUUCCCCGUUCCCAUCACGGGCGACCCGGGCGUCGACGGCGCCGCGCUGGCCCGCUACGGCCGCGUCCACGCUUACCUGGAUAUCUCGCCGCCCAUGGCCGCGGGCUCGACGCAUUUCCGCAGCGCCAUCACGGCCCUCGGCAUGAAUGGCCGCGUCUGUCUGAUGGGCGGGCUGGCCGAGGACACCGCGCUGCCCUACCACGCCGUCAUGCACCGGAACUUGAAGAUCUGCGGCCGGUGGAUGUACGAGCGCGAGGAUCUCCGCAGGCUGUUGGAGAUGGUGGAAACCGGCGUGGUGCCCCUGGGCGCGGGGAUCGGUGCGCAUCUGGUCGGCAGCUUUGCGCUGGAGGAGUGGGAGGCGGCGUUUAUCGCGGCGGCGGAGAACACGGAUCCGGGUCAGUAUGUGCUGCUUAGCCCCUAGAUGCUACUACUUUUUUUUUUUCUUUUUUUUACGGAAUAAUGAAAAGAAGAACUAUUAUUGUUAAGGCAAUAGAAAUAAGUGUACAGUCUAGGGGGUUUUCUCGUGGAAACAGUGGCAAAGACCUGGAGUGUUUCAAAGAAGUGCGCGUUCAAUUAGAUAUACAGAUUUAGAGAUCGAUAAAUAGAUACCUUAAAGGGCCUUUUU